AUGUGUAUAACAGCGAUUCAUGGAACAAUUCCGCAACGCAUGACAGAGGUAAUUUUAGUGCCAAUAAUUAAGAAUAAGGUGGGUUAUGUCAACAGCCAGGACAAUUAUCGUCCAAUAGCAAUAACAUUAGUGUUUUCUAAAGUCUUGGAGCACCUACUGCUGGUGAGGUGUGAAUCCUACAUUGAAACUCUAGAUAACCAAUUUGGUUUUAAGGAGAAACACUCAACUGAUUUGUGUAUACUUGUUCUCAAAGAAAUUAUUCGUCAUUACAACACCCUGGGAAGUAAUAUGUCUGUGCGUUUCCUUGAUGCUUCAAAGGCUUUCUAA
This is a messenger RNA of Saccoglossus kowalevskii, 327 nucleotides long. RefSeq lists its product as uncharacterized. Lineage: Eukaryota; Metazoa; Hemichordata; Enteropneusta; Harrimaniidae. The record is from RefSeq and is a predicted model, not a curated record.